Messenger RNA from Branchiostoma floridae (Florida lancelet), 1956 nucleotides. RefSeq names its product fibropellin-1-like. Gene Ontology annotation, molecular function: calcium ion binding. Gene Ontology annotation, biological process: establishment or maintenance of epithelial cell apical/basal polarity; heterophilic cell-cell adhesion. NCBI's taxonomy places the organism in Eukaryota, Metazoa, Chordata, Leptocardii, Amphioxiformes, Branchiostomatidae. The transcript has 12 exons. Gene Ontology annotation, cellular component: protein-containing complex; plasma membrane. The record is from RefSeq and is a predicted model, not a curated record. Bases 100 to 1779 code for a protein of 559 amino acids.
CCUACCGAGGCCCGCACCAAAACCUUUAUCCUAGAGGAGUAUCACACAGACCAAACCCGACACGCACCACAGUCUAACUCGGCUCAGCGGACCGCAAAGAUGUGGAAGUUUCUGCUCGUCAUGGCGGCUGUGAUCGUCUGGCCGGGAUCCGCACAAGGUAGAUCUGCGAUUUGUGACCAAGUGUACCUGACCAUGAUUGACAAUUGGUCCUUUUGGAAGAUUCGUGCGACAGGCCCGAUGACUAAUGCCAACGUGAAGGCCACGUGUGAAGCGGCGGGGAUGAGGUACCCGUGUUACCGGUCAGGUGCGGAUGAUGGGUGUACUGGCGUGUGGGCCUCAGACUGCAUCACGUUUCACCAUGCCGAAUGUACUACACUUCGUGCUCUCUCGAGUGAACUGUGUGGACACACGGACGGGUACGGCGAACAUUGCCAGCCGCUUGAUGACACCUUUGUGUACAUGCCUUACUAUUGGAGUGAUGACAGCGCUUUCGGAGUGGACUACGACACUCACACCACCUUGCAAGGAGCGAACUACAACGACAUGUACGCACUGUGUGCAGUCGCUACAUGUGCCAGGUCUCCAUGCGCAUACGGCACCUGUACUGAUGAUGGCGGGAGUUACACCUGUAGCUGUGAGAACGGUUGGACUGGGCAGGACUGUGAUCAAGCUGAUGAGUGCGCGUCCUCCCCCUGUGCCCACGGCACCUGUACUGAUGAUGGUGGGAGCUACACUUGUAGCUGUGAGAACGGCUGGACAGGACAGGACUGUGAUCAAGUCGAUGAGUGCGCGUCCUCCCCCUGCGCACACGGGACCUGUGUUGAUGGAGUGGGGAGCUACACCUGUAGCUGUGAGACCGGAUGGGAAGGAGUCAACUGUGAUCAAGAUAUCGACGAGUGCGUGAGCAGCCCCUGUUGGCUGGGAGGGACCUGUCUGGAUCACGUGAACGGCUACAGCUGCGUCUGUCCUAAAGAUACCACCGGCAAGAACUGUGAGACUGUGACUUUUGCGGGGGAAUGUUACCAGUUCUCGACCUCAGCUGUGACCCACCGAGACGCCACCCAGGCCUGCAGUACCACAAACAGUCACCUGGCGGAUAUGAAAGACGCACAGCAGCAACAGUUCCUGGCCAGCACAAUCGCGGCCACCACCGGCGUGUCCAACUGGCUGGCCAUGAAAACCGCGCCGAUUCCAAUGUUCUACAGUGAUGGGACUCCUGUUAUGGCUCCCCUCCAGUGGUUGAACGACGAACCUUCGACCCCGUUGGACCUGUGUGUUCUCCUGGACAGCUCUAACAGCUACAGAGCAAAAGCAACUUUCUGCACGGAGCAGCACAACUACGUCUGUCAGGAUGCUCUUAAACCAUGUGAGCCAAACGUGUGUCAGAACGGCGGAAACUGCACCUCCUGUUUCGGCGGCUCCACCACCUUCUGUGACUGUCUGGAGGGGUACGGAGGAAAGCUGUGUGAAAUCAACAUUGACGAGUGCGCCUCUGGCCCGUGCCAAAAUGGCGGGAGUUGCUAUGACGACAUCAACUCCUACACCUGCCAAUGUCCAAUCGGUUACCAAGGAGACCACUGCGAGUCAGACAUGGACUGGUGCUCCAAUAUGCAGUGUCCAAAUGGUUUCAUCUGCCAGGACUUUACUUUCUACUUCAUCUGCGCCCACCCAUCUUCCACCACCCGGGGGCUGCCGUACCAGUGCAGCAGCGUCUCCUGUCCGGAUGGCAUGAACUGCACCCCUGAGGGCGUGGCAGCCUUCUCAUGCAGGCCUGAGUGAUGUCACAACAGGGCCUCCGACUUGACAAUGACCAGCCAACAUGGCUGCUUCAUGCGCGGCUUGAAACUGCUUUUUGUGCGUGAUUUAGGGCCUACCUUUAGAGUCUUACUAGAGAUAAAAGCAGCACAUAGAGAUAGAAGACGUUAGAUCAAUAAAGCACCAGCAGCAAAAAUCAUA